AUGAGCGGCGGGCUUCCCGGCAUGAGCGGUGGUGGUCUGUCUGACCUCACCAAGAUGAUGCCCGGUAUGGGUGGGACGGGUACCGGAACCAGCGGCGGGCUUCCCGGAAUGAGUGGUGGUCUAUCAAGCCUCACCAAAAUGAUGCCUGGUGGCGGCGGAACUGGAAUGAGCGGUGGUUUGCCUGGAAUGGGUGGCGGUCUGUCGGGUCUCAGCAAAAUGAUCCCUGGUGCCAGCAGUACUGGAGGUGGUCUUCCGAGUUUGAGCAACAGGAUCCCUGGAAUGGGCGGGGCGGAAACUAGCGGCGGCCUCUCUGGAUUGAGCAACAUGAUCCCGGGCGCCGGAGGCAGUACGUCAUACGUACCAGGAACUGUUCAUGCACCGGGCACCGGCACUGGCGUUUCUGGAACGACGGGUACCGGGGUCGGUGCUACCGGCACAACUACGCCUGGCACUCCAGCGAGCGGUACAACAGGUUCUGCUAAAACUGCCAGCUCGUCGGCCGGCACUGCUCCCGACAUGACAAGUACCGAACCGGAACCGGUGGGACGGGUGCGAGUGGAACACCGUCAACAAGGACGUACCGCAGUCUACGCUCUGUAUAGUUGGGUGAAGUGA
Phytophthora infestans T30-4 is the source of this 615-nucleotide messenger RNA. RefSeq lists its product as uncharacterized. Lineage: Eukaryota; Oomycota; Peronosporomycetes; Peronosporales; Peronosporaceae. The coding region runs from base 1 to 615 and encodes 204 amino acids. The transcript has a single exon. The record is from RefSeq and is a predicted model, not a curated record.